AUGCGCAAUGGAAGACGAGUAUAUAUACGCUCGAGGAUCAUAGCUGGCUUGAAAAAGCUGGUCCUUAUGAUUCCACGCAGAAACCGAAAACGCGGAAGGGACAGCGUCUCGACCGCGGCCUCGACCACCCCCCCGAGAGAGAAUGACAUAGAAACCAAACAAAUAGGACGAGAAGACUCGCCGCCAACGGCACCAUCCUCCUACACAAAUACAAUCUCCCAGGAUUUCAACCACAUCUUGACCCAAACCCCUCAGCGUUUCGAGCCGACCAUACUGGCACGCAGAAACCGAAAACACGGAAGGGACAGCGUCUCGACCGCGGCCUCAACCACCGCCCCGAGAGAGAAUAAUAUGGAAGCCAAACAAAUAGGACGAAAAGACUCGCCGCCAACGGCACCAUCCUCCUACACAAAUACAAUCUCCCAGGAUUUCAACCACAAUUUAACCCAAACCCCUCAGCGUUUCGAGCCGACCAUACUAGAGCACCCGACAAACUCCUACUCUGACUCCGACAAUACAGACGACCUUUUCUUUGAAAGCAAAUUGUGGGAUCGGCCAGAUAUGUGCAAAUUGGAAGAUCUUGAUCACGGCGAGUUGGUAGUGGACGAAGAUGAAUUCCAUUCUAUCUCAUAUACUACCGCCAGGCAUCCAGGACUCGAUGUCUUGCGACUGACUGAGCGACUAGCUGGUGGUGGUUCUCGUGACCCUAGCAUGCCUUUCGUGCAGGUGAGGUCAUGGCGAGACAGCCUACCUCCUGAGAUGCGUCUACCCAUUGCGCAACGCAAAGCAGCGUCGCACACCGCAGAUUCUGAACCGGUACUGCGUUAUCCACAACCACCAACAGUGUCAUCGAAGACACCGACUGCUCCGCCCAUACUUGAAUUUGACUAA
Molecule: messenger RNA, 891 nt
Organism: Neoarthrinium moseri
Lineage: Eukaryota; Fungi; Ascomycota; Sordariomycetes; Amphisphaeriales; Apiosporaceae
Exons: 3
Coding region: 1-891 (296 amino acids)
Source: RefSeq, a predicted model, not a curated record